UAAUGGCUUAAAAUGAUUCUGAAGCUACAAAGUAAUCAUGUGAAUUGCAGACAGGAUCCAAGAGAAUUGCCAAAUAACAAGGUCAUUGGAAUCAAAUAGAACACAAUGCAUAUCUCAACUUUUUAUUGGAGAAUGCCAACCACACCAAAGGGUAACGAUUAUUCAAGAGAAUGAGUUAAGUUGUUGGCACUCGUACACCAAGUUAAUGCAGGUAAGAACCCAUAAUAUAAGAUCGCAUCACUAAAAAUUUAAUCCAUAAAAGACAAAAUCUUCUAUAGAUACAAGUUUUUGGAGAUCCAAACAAUUUGCCAGAAGCUAUUUCGCUUAACAUAAACAAUCUAAUGAAGAUAGUAAUUGAUUUAUCUUUGU
Messenger RNA from Paramecium pentaurelia, 369 nucleotides. The record is from the annotation of a GenBank genome assembly. Lineage: Eukaryota; Ciliophora; Oligohymenophorea; Peniculida; Parameciidae.